AUGGCCAACAUCAUCCCGUGGAACCAAGUCGCGAGGAGCGUCUCUGCCGCGCUCAGAAGACAGCUCGCGGCCGUGCGUGAGCUAACGGCACGCGUCGUCGACCAGGCGAUGAUGGUCGAGCUGCGCGAUGUGGACAUCGCCGACCUGGUGGGCGCGCUUCGGCGGCAGAGAUGGUGGGAUGGGGUGUUGCUGGCGGAGAAUGCGCGGUUGAGAGCAGAGAACGCGCAGUUGCGCCGCCAGGUGGAGCAGCAGCAGCACGGCCGACGCCGCCCAGUCCUCAACCACGACCACCGCUUCCCAGGCCGCAACAACAUGCUCCGAGCCUACCACCUCAACGAAGUCGACGACCGGUACCCCAGCCUCAACGCCUACAAUUACGCUCGUGGUAGUGGGCCCGAGCGGUAUCGAUACAAUCAGCUGCAGUUCUUGGGAAUGAACCAGGGGCGGAACUUCUACCCUGGUGGGGGCUGGUUUGGAUACUAG
Zasmidium cellare ATCC 36951 is the source of this 483-nucleotide messenger RNA. RefSeq lists its product as uncharacterized. The record is from RefSeq and is a predicted model, not a curated record. NCBI's taxonomy places the organism in Eukaryota, Fungi, Ascomycota, Dothideomycetes, Mycosphaerellales, Mycosphaerellaceae. The transcript has 2 exons. The coding region runs from base 1 to 483 and encodes 160 amino acids.